GUGGGAACAACCUGCAUAAUCCUUUUCUUUUUCCAUCUAUUCUUCACCUUUGCUUCCCCUUUUUUUGUUCUUCUAACCUCAAAUUAGAAACGACAACGAUCAUGGUUCAAGCUCGCGUUCAACUGUGCUUUCUCGGAAAAAAUGCUCUUCGAGUUCCGAGAACGAAGAUGGCGUCGUCUCGUCUGUAUUCAACAGGUAGUUCAUGCUGGGACAGUGAUGUUGGUAUUGUUGAUAUGAAGAAAAAGGAGAGUGAGUGACCCGAGUCUUUUCGUUAUUGACGUUGAUUUUUCUUGUGUAAUAGCAAACGUAAGGAUGCCCGAGUAUGGAGUGUUACAUCUUAUAAGUGAAUUAACCUGUACUUUGCGAAUGAACGGACAAACGAACAAAAAUAGGCUGGCAACAGAAAACAAGCAAUCGGUAUUAUUGGCUUGGGUCAAAUGGGACACGGUAUGGCAAAGAACCUUGCAGCCAAGACCCAGGGUGAUCUUUUAGUGUUCGAUGUGAACAAAGCCGCCGUUGAAAAGUUCGUUGACGAAUAUCCAAAAGCCAAAGCAGCCGACAGUCCCGCCGAGCUGGCUGACAAGGCGGCUACCGUGAUCACCAUGCUUCCAGAGGCUGGUCACGUGCAAUCCGUCUACUCUUCGUUGAUCGAUGCGAUCGAUCAAGAUAGCUUGUUGAUCGACUCCAGCACCAUUGACGCCGAGUCUGCACGCACGCUUGCCAAACAAGUCGUGGACAGAAAGGCUACACCAUUUGAUGCUCCUGUGAGUGGAGGUGUCGUGGGUGCUGAAAAUGGCACACUGACGUUCAUGGUGGGCGCACCUUCGGAGGCAAGUUUUGAAAAAAUCAGACCGACACUUGCGUUGAUGGGCCGCAACGCAGUACACUGUGGCGGCAAUGGCACGGGACAAGUUGCCAAGUUAUGCAACAACAUGCUGUUGGCCGUUUCCAUGAUUGGCGUCUCGGAAGCCCUGUUGCUAGCCGGUCGUCUCGGCAUGGACCCGGCCUUGAUGGCAUCGAUUAUGAACAGCUCGACAGGCCGUUGCUGGAGCUCGGACACAAACAACCCCCAUCCAGGUGUGAUCCCAACGGCACCGGCGAACCGAGAAUAUGCUGGUGGAUUCGCAAAUAAGCUGAUGGCUAAAGAUUUAAGACUGGCCAUGAAGGCCGCAUUUGAUUCAGGCACGACUCCGAUCUUGGGGACCACAGCGGCUCAAGUAUACAGCGACCUGUCAACAAUGAACGAUUACGGCAAACUUGACUUUUCGAGCGUCUACAAGGUGAGUCAGCUUUCAGCAGAUACACGUGCUUGCAGCAACACGCGCAAGCAACAGCAUAUGACCGACAAGAACUAACAACCCUUUCCUAAUGUUAGUGGAUGCACACGAAUGCUAACUUUGUCGAUAACGAAGGCGACAAGAAGAAGGUUGAAAGUGCUUGAGGGAUGAGUACUACUGCCACUACUUGAAACACACAUUACACAUUUCUCACUCCAAUUUGCUGCUGUUGGGUUUGGUUCAGAAUAAGAGUCUAUAAUAGCAUUAUGUAUUUUUGUAUAUCCUUU
Zychaea mexicana is the source of this 1564-nucleotide messenger RNA. RefSeq names its product 3-hydroxyisobutyrate dehydrogenase. Gene Ontology annotation, cellular component: mitochondrion. The transcript has 3 exons. NCBI's taxonomy places the organism in Eukaryota, Fungi, Mucoromycota, Mucoromycetes, Mucorales, Lichtheimiaceae. Gene Ontology annotation, molecular function: 3-hydroxyisobutyrate dehydrogenase activity; NADP binding; NAD binding. The record is from RefSeq and is a predicted model, not a curated record. Gene Ontology annotation, biological process: L-valine catabolic process. The coding region runs from base 438 to 1355 and encodes 305 amino acids.